CGGAAAGGUACACAGGCAUUUAAAUUUCUAGGAAAUUCGGUGAAGGAAGAAUUUCAUUGAAAAUGUGGUUUCAUUUGAAAGUUAAGUAUAAGAUGGAAUUCUGUAAGCAUUCCAAAUAAAUUAUGGGAUAUGUGUUGAUUAAUCUUAAGUGUCGUCGCCCUCAACUCAGCGCAGAUGUGUUUUAAGAGGAAUACAGAAUUUUGCUGAAAAUUUUCUAAAGGGAACAAUGAGGAAAUACGUUUCCUAGAUAGAUGCUGCUGCCGAAGAUUGCCUGAAGCUGAAUCUCUGCAAUUCUCUAAUGUUUUUUUAAGUGAAAACAAAUCAUUGUGUGCUUUAGAAGAAAAAUAGUGCAAAAAAGGUACAGAAAGAUUUGAAGAAGAAUGUUGCAUUGUUUAAAUUGAUGUGCUGUUAGCUUUUGUAUUCUUUUGAAUACAAAAAUGGCUACUUCCGUUCAAGCUUGCCUUCCUAAUAGCUGCAAAAAUCAACAUCAAGUGAAGCCUGUUGCCAAAAGUCCAAAUAUUCUCCGACGUUCUAGCACUAAGCAAAAUGCUGCAAACAGGAAAAGUGCUGUCGAAAGGUUAGAAGAAAGUAAAGCUAAUUAUGUGAAAUCAGAAAGAGUUUUAGACACUAAACAGGAAUUUAAAAAUAGUUCCCAUCUUCGUGUGAGUACUGGUCCACAGUUAGAUAUAUUUUUUAAGACACCUGCCAAACAUCCUCCUGACAGCCCUAAAACUACAAGUUCAUCUGAAGAAGUUAAACUUUCAUUCUUGCGAAUCCAUCAUCAGCCUGCUUCGCAAAUAACUAAUUCUCCACCAAAAGUGCGAGCUAGAGCCAAAUCGCAUUCCGAGUAUCGUGAAGCACCAAUUGUACGGAAACACUCUUUCGCUAGCCAGUGCAGUCGGCAUAGAAUUGAAGUUUUAAUUGAUAUUGAAUCACAGCUGAAACAGCUUAUAACUUCUGGCUCUAGAGAAAAUAUUGCUGUGGCUCAAGAAACUAUAGUUUCAGGCACUGCUCACACCGAAGCUCAACUUGUGUCUAAAACUAUGAAAUCAUCUGAAAUACCUAAGGUACGGAGAGGUUAUUCUGAUCCAGUUAGAAAAAGUUGUUGGAUACCGUCAGACGUAUCUCCAGAAGCAGACGUUUGCAUUCAUAAGAGUAUGCCAGAUCUUUCACCUUCUCCUUGUAGUGCUCAAGUUCCAUCUUCCAGUUUGUCUUCUGGUGAUUCUAGUGACCUUCUAAUUACUGAACAUACAGAAAAUGCUAGAUAUUUUAUACCUGAGCACAAAUUAAGUGGUAAAAAUAUUGCUGUUAUAAAAAAGACUGAGAAAGAGGAUGAUGUCUUUGAUUCAUAUAAAGAACCUAGACGAUUUUCUAAUGGAACAGGAAUGUUGCAUCUUACACCAUACUAUUCAGCAUCAAAUCAACUUCAAAGGAGGCCAGUUAGCAGGUCAAAAUCAGACGUUUCUCAUCGUUAUUCGAAGAGAUGCUCUGAGUAUUUUCCUAAACGGACUAAUAACUAUACCAGUGCUGAAAUUGAAAGAUUCUUUGAUACUAUGGGGCUUGAUACAAAUGCUUGGCGUCAUAUUACUUCUCCAUCUCUAGUCUCCAGUCCUCCUUGCUUCUUUGAAAGUGUUAGCUCAGUUGAUUCAAAUGAAGCUAGGUCAAGUGUUUGCAGUGAUGAUUCCGCACCUGAAAUCCAACGGGAAGGAUUAAGGAAUCAGGAUCUGAGAGGUCAUGGGCAUUUAGAAACUUCUAUUGUAGAAAAAAAUGCUAGGGUCAUCAAAUGGUUAUACAAUUGUCGCAAAGCAACGUGUGAAACAUGACUUUUAACAAAAUAGUAUUUUUGGCCCAUCCUGUUGGUAGAAAAUGGUGCUUAAGUCAUACGAAAUUGGAAAGGAUGCUGGCGCCUUAAUCAUUUGAAAUGAUUUCAAUAUUUAGAUAUUUAAAUCUGCCUGGUGCAGAUUAAAGAAAAAUGAAAACUUUUUGCUCAUUCCUUGUGAUAACUGUGUCAUUGACACUUACUUGUAUUUGUCUUUUGUAAAGACCUUGUAAUAUUAAUGGUGGGAUGAUAGUGUUGUAUUUAUGCUUUCCUUAUUUUUAUAUUGUGUUUCUAAAAUGCUAUUAUGCUGGGAUUAAAUUUGCUAAUCAAUUUUCAGCAUUGCUUAUCUGGAUUUAAAUAAGGUCUGUCGAGUGAUUUCAUUUUUAUUUGGUUAUUGAAUAUAUGUUGACAUUUUACACAAUAAUUUAUUUGGUUAUAUCUGCUCUCAGAUUUAUUUAUAAUCUUUAAAAAGGAAUUUUGUAAAUGAGAUUUUUGUUUGCUGCUCUUCAUCUGACACAUAGAUAUAUUAAAUGUAUAAAAAACUGGAUUCUUUAGAUAAUACAUAUUUAAAUGUGUUGGAAUAUCUGCAGUCUUAUUGGUUGCAUAUAGUUUAAAAUAGUACUAGUAAUUGAAGAUUUUUUAUUUUGUCUAAUAAUUAAAAAAGUUUAGCUUUUAUAUAUGUUUUUUAUGUGUUACAUAUAAACAUAGUUAUUUAGAUGUAACAUUGCAUUUUAUUAUUGCUUUUGACAUAUUUGUUUGCAUUUAAAAAUUUAUGCUUACUUAACCCUUAACCAGUAAUGUAGUGUCUGUCAGACUUUAGCACACGCACACAAAAAACAUCCCCUAAACGAAUUCAGUGGUUAUGCUAUUUCACCUAAGUUUUGAUAUAUUCGGACAAACUGGUAAUCAAAACUGAUUUGGUUUAUUUAGUACUCGAGGGCUAUCUGCCUAAGGGGAGGGAUGCCUUUGUGGAUUACUUUCAAAGGGAAACUGGCUCAUAUACAUAAUACACAUGGGGAAAAUCAUGAAAAUGCCCAUAGAGCCAACCCAUUUGCUAGGAUUUGAAUCCCGAACUGAACUACCAGUGUUUAGAGACUUUACCACUUAGCCAUUCUCAAGGUGAAAGACUGAGAAUAAAUACUCUUUAAAGACAACCACAUCUCUGUUUGUAUUUGUAAAUCAUCUUCAUAAGUAGCUUUUGAGAUGCCAUGUUUUCAUUCAUGUUGAGUGAAAAUUUAUCAUUUAAAUUAUAAAAGCCUAUAAAAAUGUAAAAUAUGCCAUAUUUUUCAAGUGAUAAAUUAUUUAUGCUUGCACUGUGAACAGUGCACAAAAUCAGUGUGCAAUAAAUGCUUUGCAAAAUGAUUCUUGCUGGAUCCCAAUCUCUUUGUUGGAUUUUUCAUCAUUUUUAGUUUAUCAGUUUAUCAGACUUUUAUGAAACAUGUAGCAAAAAAUAUACAAGGAUAGUUUUUAUUUAUAUUUCAUACUGUAAAACUGAAAAUGAACAUUUAUUUACACAUAUUUUCAGUUAAUGGUUUGCUGCAUUUCCUCCCCCACCUUUUUAUAUGCCUGUUUAUUCUCUUUUAAUAUUUAACAUAUAUUUACUUUAUUUGGUUCUUAUAAAAUUUUGAGUUUAUGUUUGGUUUUAUAUAUUUAUUUUUUCAUUAAGAAAUGUAGCUUCUCAGAUACACAUUUUAGAUUGCAUAACAGGUAAUGAAGGUUAUUGGUUAAGGGUUAAUAAUGUGAUAAUAUUAUGUUACUUAUUGAGAUAAAUUCAGCAAAGUUAUUACUAUGAUGCUAUGGAUGGAUUAUUACUAUGAUGCUUGAUUUAUGGUAAUGCUGUGCAUUAAUUUUUUCAUUAGUUAUAAAAAAUGACUGACAUCCAAAUUAAUUUGAUGUUAAGGUGUGUUUUUCAUGUACUGAAACAUUCAGUUGCAAAAAGCAUUAGCAUUUACAUAUAUAAGACAUUCCAUUACUAUUUUUUAGCUUUAUGUUACUAUGCAAAUCAGUAUUAAGUAUGUUAGUACUAUUACAUCACAUGCAUGUUUAUGUCCCUUCUUUUUAUUUUCAUUCAGGUUUCACAAUCACGCUUAUAUUUCUUAAACCUGUGUAUGUAUAUUAGUGUUUUCUGUUAAUUUUUGUUUUUUUAGCAAUAUGUAAUUAAAUUUAUGAUAUAUGGCUUUCAUACAUUAUGCAUAUUUUGAUUUGAUCAAAGAUUACAUUUUGGUUCCCAUUACUUUUAAUGUAUCAUUGAAAAAGCAUUGAAAUUUAUAGAAAAGUAUCUUUAAAUUAGGGUUGCAUAACAUUGAUGUAAGGUCAAAGUAUUUGCUUGAAGUAACAGCAAAAAUUAAUGUAAUUUAAAAAUAAAUUUGAAUUUUUAAAAAAUUGAAAUUACUAUGAAUGAACAAAAUUUCAAAAUUAUCUUAAAAAUAUCUAUAGAGAAUAAUUGAUAGUUAGGUAAAAUGAAACGGUUCCUCUUUUGAAGGUGUGGGAUAUUUGAUGUAGAUUAAUUUUCAGAGACAAGAAGGCUUGGAAAUAAAUAUCUUCCAUACUAGUCCAUACAUCUUCAAUACUGUAAGAUUCAUUGGCAUGUGAAUUUUAUCAUUUACAUGACAUGCAUGUACUUAAAAAUUUGUUUUUUCUCGAAAAUGAGUUAUAGUCAAAUUUGUUUGCUGAAAAGAAACUGGGUAUUUUUAUUAGCACAGAAAAAUAAAAUGCUUUUUUUCUGAAGUGAAAUGCUUUGCAACACGGUAAAGAUCUCUAGAAAUAGCAAUAGGAGGAAAAGAUUUAAUGUAAAAUAAUAACAGGUGAAUGUUCAAGUGUUUACAGCAUGAAAAUAAAUCACUUUAUAAUAAUUAUUUUGUGAAAUGGUAUGGUGCUUUGUCUGAGGCGAAAAAUUACUCUCACUUGCUUUUAUUGCGUGCUUGCAUUCUUUUUUUUUUUUUUUUAAAUAUCAAAUUAAUUGAAGUUUUCAGGUAUGUUUUUGAAGAAAAUUGAGUCUAAGCUGAUAUCUUAUUCAUAAUAAUGCUUUUAAAUAAGUUGAUACAGAGCUGGUGAUGAAUCAGUUGAAGAAUGCUAGAAAAUGAUUGAAAAAAUCAGUUGAUGCAUGCUAGAAAAUAAUUGAUAAAAUAAUAAAGCAAAUAAAAAAUAUAUGCUACUAUUAUAAAUACAAUGUAAAAAUGUAUAUAAAUUUACAGUUCCUUGUAAAUGAAAAUUAAAGUGACAGUAGCUGUUAAAUUUGCUAUCUCUAUUGCAUGGGUGUGGUAGGAGUUUGUCAUAUUUUUUGUUACAGGUGUGCUAGAUAAUAAAAUCCUAGUUUUAUUCUUUGUGUGAAAAUAUAGACCAAAUCUUCUGAAUCUGUUUUAGAUUCUUUAUAGUAUUUGGCUAAGUUCUGAAAAAUUUGCAUGUUUUGAAAGGACUUAUGCUUUGCUUUAACCUAGAAACAUAUAUAAGUAGUGUAUACUAAAUGGCUUUUCUUUUGCUUUUUUAAGCAUUAUUUACUAAUGUGUACAUUGGUUUCUCCGUUUAUGAAGAUAGAGAAAUAUUCCAGUGAAAAUUUUUGCAAGCUGAAAUGGUAUAAUUUAAAAAAUAAUUGUUAGUCAUAAAUUUUAUAUUGGGAAGUGUUUAAGUAUUGCCCAGUCUCCUGAGGAUGGAUUAGAACUAUCAUAUCAUAUCGUAUAUCAAAUAAUGAUUAAAAUACAUAUAACAUUUCACGUAACUCUUAAAAGAAAGCAUGAUAUAAUACAUACACAGACCACAUAAAUAGAAUUAACAUAUAUAUAUUGCAGUUUCACUCUCCAGAAUUAAAGAAGUAGCAAAUGUAUUAGAAGUGUCAAAAGAUGGUGCUAAUGACAGUGUUAGGCUGAGUUUUGAAAAUUUGGUAGAGGGAAAUAAGUGGACUCGAAUUUUGGAGAAAUACUAUGAUCUCUUUUAUCUUAUCAUCAUUUGUAUUCAUCAGGUCACUUAAUUAACUGUUAGAUUUACUAUCUGUGUUGUAUGAACUUUUAUGUUUCUCUGUGACAGAAGUAUUGAAGUAUCAAGGUUUGUCCCGUGUACUGGCUGAUGUGAAAGGUUUAAAAUAUGAGACUAUGUUUGUUUAUUUAUUUAGGCAGGUAUACUUAUAUAUUUCCUGUCAUAUAAUUCUUAUAAGCAUUCAAAACAUUCUGCAAAACUUUCCUAAGCCAGCAUGUUCUUUCACGAAUAAAGCCAUACUUUUAUGCAGUUAUUGCAUAAAACCAACACAGAAUGCAGUGUGUCUUUUUAUAAAACCACAUUAGUAGUUGUAUUCAUUUUCACCAUUCUGUGAGAAAUCCUUAUUAAUUGUUAAAUUAUAAAAUGAGAAGUAAAUAUGGUUUAUAAUAAUAUUAAUUAUUAUUAUUUAUUUUUAAAUAUUGUGUUUCCAAUUACAGUCAAAAGUCGUUAAUUCGGACACCC
Molecule: messenger RNA, 6250 nt
Organism: Stegodyphus dumicola
Lineage: Eukaryota; Metazoa; Arthropoda; Arachnida; Araneae; Eresidae
Source: RefSeq, a predicted model, not a curated record